AUGGUCCCUAAUGCAUUCCGAGAUUCCAAUUGGAUUGAGAUGGAAACGUUUGCAAACAGAUCAAUGUAUUGCCAUAGGCAUAACCCUACAAUGGUGAAUUCUCAUGGUUUGUGGGAUGGUAAGAAUCCUUUGCGGUCAAGCGUUCCACUUCUCUUAGCUCAACUCAUCUUGAUAUCUCUCACUUCUAAAGCUGCCGAGAUUUGCCUUAGGCCUCUUGGACAAUCCACCAUUGUAUGUCAAAUUCUUGGUGGUGUGAUUCUAGGGCCAUCAGUUCUUGGAAAAGCGUCAAAUGUAGCAGCAAUUUUAUUUCCUCAAAGAGGAAAUGUAAUUAUAGAAACACUAUCAACUUUUGGCCUUGUUCUUUUCCUGUUCUCAAUUGGGGUAAAGAUGGAUGCUAGCUUAAUGUUUAAGCCCGAAAAAAUCGCCAUCUCAAUAAGCAUGUCCCUCUUCAUCUUUACCCUAAUCAUUCCCCUGUCUGUUACCAUUGCUAUCAUGAAUACAGUUAACAUCGAAUCCGAACUCCGGAGAUCCUUACCUCUACUAGUGGGAUCCCAAUCCUUAGUAGCUUUCCCAGCAAUUGCUUGCCUUUUGGCUGAGCUCAAGAUCUUCAACACAGAGGUGGGCCGCUUAGCCGUGGCCACCUCUAUGUUCUAUGACCUUCUAGUUUUGAGCACCUGUGCCUUCGUGUUUGCAUACUUUGAGACUCAGGAAGAGGGCUUCCUAAGGUCGAUGGCAGCAAUCAUGUCCAUCUUAGGUUUCAUCGUGAGUAUUGUUUUCGUGGUUCGGUAUCUCCUGUUGCGGUUCUUGGUACCAUAUAAAGAAACCCAAAGUGCACCCUCAACCUCGUCAGUAGGAGUGAAUGAGUUGCAACUAAGUAUUAUAUUUGUAAUGCUGUUUAUAUCUACCCUGCUAAGUGAGAUUGUUGGGCAGCAUUAUUUCCUUGGACCUGUAGUUUUGGGAUUGGCUAUACCCAAUUCAUCACCUCUUGGAGCUGCAGUUGUCUCAAAGUUGGAUACCUUUGUUUCCGGGUUGCUCUAUCCUACAUUUCUCGCCAUUGGCGGGUUGAAGACAGAUAUAUUCAGUGUUGGUUUCAGGAAAUCAUGGCAGACAGGAAUAAUUGUCUUUGCUGGAGUAGCUGCUAAGUUUGCAGCAGUGAUGAUACCAGCAAUGCAUGGCAAUAUACCUUUUAAAGAGGCUUUCGUGCUUGGCCUCGUGAUGAAUACCAGAGGCAUCAAUGAGCUAAUCAUUUACAACUUGGUCUUAGAGGAUAAGAAAAUAUCAGGCCAGGACUUCACUUUGCUGGUACUCUCUGCAGCAUUAGUGACUGCAAUCAUAUCUCCUCUUGUCAAAAUUUUUUAUGGUCCUUCAAGAAGAUAUGUUCCAGUGACGAGGAUGACCAUUCAACAUCACAAGAAAGACAGGGAGAUGAAAAUGGUGGUGUGUGUUCACCAACACAACAAUGUCCCUACCCUAGUAGACGUUCUAGAAGCCUCAGGUGCUUCCGAAGAAAGCCCUAUUUCAGUCAUAGUUGUCAUCCUAGUAGAAGUCGUAGGCAAGUCAGCGCCCAUGCUCUUAGCCUACAGGCCCCAGCGAACCCUUGAGCCAACCAGCUCAUGUAACAACCAUAUCUCCAAUGCUUUCCAGCAAUAUGAACAACAAAAUGAAGGCAAAGCCUCAGUGCAGGUCUACACAAACAUGUCUCACUUUGAUGCCAUGCAUGAUGAUGUAUGCAGGGUGGCAUCUGACAAGAGAGCCAAUUUUGUAAUCUUGCCAUUUCACAAACAAUGGGCUAUAGAUGGCACAGUAGAGGCAGUGAACCGGCCCAUUAAGGAGAUGAACCUUAAGCUCCUUGAAUGUGUUCCAUGCUCACUCGGGAUUCUCAUUGACCGAGGUCCAAUAAAUGGUUCCUCAUCAAUUCUCAAUAACAAGUCAAUCUAUCGUGUUGCUGUGCUCUUCAUUGGAGGGGUAGAUGACAUAGAAUCACUAGCCUAUGGAGCCAGGAUGGUCAAGCAUGAGCAAGUUGCAGUAACAGUCAUCCGUUUUCUACUCUUAGGUCGGGAUACUUCAAGAGAGAGAGAGAACGAAAGUGAAACCAUUGAGUUCUAUAAGAAGGCUAACUCUGGAAAUGAGCGGUUCAUGUACCAGGAAAAAUUGGUAAAAGAUGGCGUUGGGUUGGCUGAAUCUAUUAGAACUAUGGAUAAUAACUAUGAUCUAAUACUAGUGGGAAGAAGCCAUCAGCACUCCCCGCUUCUAUUUGGACUCCAUGAAUGGAGUGAAUGUCCUGAGCUUGGUGUAAUCGGUGACUUACUUGCCUCUCCUGAUGCUAAAACCACAGCAUCUGUGUUGGUUGUACAUCAACAAAAGAUGACCGAAAAAAUCAACACAUCCACUGGUCAAGUGCCACAAAAUAGGGAUAUGUAUGUACAUGAUGAGCCAUUUACUGAAAGAAUAAGUGACCUUCAUAACCCAUCAGUGGAAAUUUCAAUAGACAGUGAAAAUAGCCCGAUGAAGGACAGUUACUAUAGAUAG
Molecule: messenger RNA, 2529 nt
Organism: Chenopodium quinoa (quinoa)
Lineage: Eukaryota; Viridiplantae; Streptophyta; Magnoliopsida; Caryophyllales; Amaranthaceae
Product: cation/H(+) antiporter 15-like
Exons: 4
Coding region: 1-2529 (842 amino acids)
Biological process (GO): regulation of pH; proton transmembrane transport
Cellular component (GO): membrane; endomembrane system
Molecular function (GO): antiporter activity
Source: RefSeq, a predicted model, not a curated record